UCUCUGCUGCAGCUCUAUAAAAGCCCCUCUUUUUCAAGCUGAGGUUAGUCCAAGCAUACACUAACUAGCCAUCCUGUAAACAGGCUGAGUAACCGGGUGGAGAGAGAGAGAGAGAGAGAGAGGAGACAUUGGAGAGAGAGGGGGCUGAGGGGCUUUUUCCCUCUUCCUCCAGCAUUUCCAGCCCUUCGCUGGCAGACCCUGCCGUCCGUUUAUUUCCUUUUCGUUUUGUUUUUGUUGCUUUUUGAAGGAGAGUUGUCUUGUUCUGCCACCUCCAGAGCAGCGAAGAGUUUCUUGCUCAGAAGCCCGAAUACAAUGAAUUCUGACUCCAGCUCUGUCUCCAGCAGAGCUUCCUCGCCAGACAUGGAUGAGAUGUACCUGAGAGACCAUCACCACCACCACCACCAUCACCACCACCAAGACAGCCGGCUCAACUCUGUCUCCUCCACCCAGAACGAUCUGGUGCAGAAGAUGUCUGGGGAAGGCCUCACCAGGAACGGUUCCAAGGCCGGAGGGGAAGGCAGCAAGUACAAAAUCAAGAAGCAGCUUUCGGAGCAGGACCUGCAGCAGCUGCGGCUGAAGAUCAAUGGCCGGGAGCGCAAGAGGAUGCACGACCUCAACCUCGCCAUGGAUGGACUGCGGGAGGUGAUGCCCUACGCUCACGGACCUUCUGUGAGAAAACUCUCCAAAAUCGCCACCCUGCUGCUAGCCAGAAACUAUAUCCUGAUGCUCACCAGCUCCCUGGAGGAGAUGAAGAGGCUAGUUGGGGAAAUCUACGGGGGACACCACUCGGCCUUUCACUGCGGCACGGUGGGACACUCUGCCGGGCACCCGCCCCACGCCGCCGGCACCGUGCACCAGGUGCAUCCCAUCCUCGGCAGUGCCUUGUCCUCCGCCAACACCUCCUCCUCCCUCUCCGCCUCCCUGCCGGCCAUCGGCACCAUCCGCCCCCCACACUCCCUGCUCAAGACCCCCUCGACACCUCCCGCGCUGCAGCUCGGCAGCGGCUUCCAGCACUGGGCGGGCUUGCCGUGCCCCUGCACCAUCUGCCAGAUGCCUCCCCCGCCCCACCUCUCGGCCCUCACCGCCUCCAACAUGGCCAGGAUCUCGGGGGAGACCAAGGACCUCCUGAAGUGACUCGGCAGGGCUCCCGCGGCCGCUGGGGCUGCGCCGGGGCCGGCGCACCCACGGGCCGAGAGGGGGCUGCGGCCGGGCCCCCCCGGGCCGCCGCCGGACCUGC
Messenger RNA from Prinia subflava (tawny-flanked prinia), 1237 nucleotides. RefSeq names its product oligodendrocyte transcription factor 3 (gene OLIG3). Lineage: Eukaryota; Metazoa; Chordata; Aves; Passeriformes; Cisticolidae. Gene Ontology annotation, molecular function: DNA-binding transcription factor activity, RNA polymerase II-specific; protein dimerization activity; E-box binding. Gene Ontology annotation, biological process: positive regulation of transcription by RNA polymerase II; sensory organ development; axon development. Bases 313 to 1134 code for a protein of 273 amino acids. Gene Ontology annotation, cellular component: nucleus. The record is from RefSeq and is a predicted model, not a curated record. The transcript has a single exon.